GAGGCCGUUAGAGCGCAGCGGGAGCCCGCACCGCUGCUGCUCCUCGCCGGGUAACGAAGGGGGUGAAGCGAGCGGGGGCAGCCGGCCUCGUUUCUCUGCCUUCCGUAGGUGCGCCGCAGGAGUCCAAGCGGGCUGUCUUGCUUCCCGUGCUGCCCUUAAGGAGUGUUUUCCUCAGCUAACCUGGCGUCCUGGCGUGUGAGCUGAGUGUUUGAACGUGGUCUGAGACAGGGAGAGCGACCGCGUAGCGCUAAUGGACACAGUACAUGUUUAAGAAACGGUUUGAAUUGCCAAAAUGCUUUGGAAUUCUUAAACGAUUCAAAAACUGAAGUCCCCGAAGAUACAAAAAUCAUAAGAACACAAGAAGCAGCAAGGAGGAUUCAGUGCCAAUGCAGCAACAAAGAAGACAACCAGAGUUAGUGGAAGGAAAUCUUCCUGUUUUUGUUUUUCCUACAGAACUUAUAUUUUAUGCAGAUGACCAGUCAACACACAAGCAGGUGUUGACUCUAUAUAACCCCUAUGAGUUUGCCUUAAAAUUCAAAGUUCUUUGUACAAGUCCAAAUAAAUAUGUGGUGGCUGAUGCUGCUGGUACAGUGAAGCCUCAGUGCUGUGUUGAUAUUGUGAUUCGUCACAGAGAUGUUCGGGCUGCUCACUACGGUGUGAUAGAUAAAUUUCGUCUGCAAGUGUCUGAGCAGAGCCAGAGGAAAGCACUAGGGAGGAAGGAGAUUAUUGCUACUCUACUUCCAUCUGCAAAGGAACCACCACAACAAAAGGAAGAGGAGGAAAAGCGAAUAAAAGAACACCUGGCUGAAAGUGUCUUUUUUGAGCAGACUUUGUGUCAACCAGGUAAAAACAGAACUGCCUCGUCGGGACCUAGUUUACUAACAGUCUUCCUGGGAAUAGUGUGUAUUGCAGCACUAAUGCUACCUACAUUGGGGGAAAUGGAAUCCCUGGUGCCUCUCUACCUCCAUUUAAGUGUGAAUCAAAAGUUAGUUGCUGCUUAUGUUUUAGAUUUGAAGAGCAGUCACACUAAGCUCAGUUCUCCUGUCCCACUACGUGGCAGAAAUGAGGAUUUAAAGGAAAGGAGCUAGGCAGCUUCAAACUGGUAGCUAGAGGUCUCAUCACCAUGGUUAUUUUGAGAACAUGAGCAAUGACUUAAUAGGAUGUCAAACACCUUACUGUAUAUUCACAUCAUGAAUGUGGACUGCCUUUUAUUCCCAUUUGGCUCAUCAAGAUGCUAGCAAAACCGUUCAGUGAUUUAAGAUACCUUCAGAAGUGUAAUAUAUUUUAACUAUGUAUAAUAAAUGAAAGACUCAAAGCACUUUUAGGUGCUUCUGUAACAGACAGCUAUGAAAUGUUCAGUGAUACCUGUGAAAAUAAUUUGAAAAACUUUUAUAUUUACACCUACUGUAAAAAAUCCUUAUUAAAGCAACAUUUGUUAUUUUUAGUCUAUGUUCACAUUAGUGUGUGAUCACUAUAAAAGCAAACUGUCUUAUGUAAAACAUUUAUUUGGUUUGUGGUUGUACAUGCUGAGGCUGGUGCCUAACACUUCUGUAUACAUACCAGAAGAAGGGUGAGAGUCGUGGCUAAUCAUUGAAGAAAAUGAAAAAAUUCAUCAGUGAAACUAUGAAAUAAACCAUUAAAUUUAGGUGAAGAAGUAAUUCUCAAAUUCCUUACUUCAUCAUUACAAAUAUAUCACUGAGUGCUCAUUUUCAUACCUGGGGAAAUAAUUUCUUCAACAACUGUCUUGUAUCACAAUUGUAGACAAUAAAAACAAGUUCUG
Molecule: messenger RNA, 1780 nt
Organism: Cygnus olor (mute swan)
Lineage: Eukaryota; Metazoa; Chordata; Aves; Anseriformes; Anatidae
Gene: MOSPD1
Product: motile sperm domain containing 1
Exons: 7
Coding region: 387-1088 (233 amino acids)
Cellular component (GO): cytoplasm
Source: RefSeq, a predicted model, not a curated record